UGUUAUGGGAGGGCUCUGGCGGCCGGGAUGGAGGAGCGUCGCUUUUUGUGGCUGGCGUUGGGGCCUCCCCGGGGCCCCGAUCGGGGUUACAGAGACUGUAGAGUCGUGUCUUAGGCCGUGGAGGAGUGGGACAGGGGUUGCUGAGAGGGGGCUGAGGCGGCUUGGGACAUGGAAGCGCCCCAAUCUGGGCCGGGACUUGGCGCAGCCGCCGCGGCGGCCGAAGAGCAGUAACCCCUUCACGCGCGCGCAGGAGGAGGACUGGCGGCGGCGGAACAAGACCGUCCUCACGUACGUGGCCGCGGCCGCCGUGGGCAUGGUGGGGGCGUCCUACGCCGCGGUGCCUCUGUAUCGGCUGUAUUGCCAGACUACAGGACUUGGGGGAUCAGUAGCAGCAGGUCAUGCCUCAGAUCAGAUUGAAAACAUGGUGCCUGUUAAGGAUCGCAUCAUUAAAGUCACCUUCAAUGCAGAUGUCCACGCCAGUCUCCAGUGGAACUUUCGACCUCAGCAAACAGAAAUAUAUGUAGUGCCGGGAGAGACAGCCCUUGCAUUUUAUAAAGCUAAGAAUCCUACUGACAAACCAGUAAUUGGAAUUUCUACAUACAAUGUCGUACCAUUUGAAGCUGGACAGUAUUUCAACAAAAUACAGUGCUUCUGUUUUGAAGAACAAAGGCUUAAUCCACAAGAGGAAGUAGAUAUGCCCGUCUUUUUCUACAUUGAUCCUGAAUUUGCUGAAGACCCCAGAAUGGUGAAUGUUGAUCUCAUCACUCUUUCUUACACUUUUUUUGAAGCAAAGGAGGGGCACAAGUUGCCUGUUCCUGGCUACAGCUGAAGGCAGCGACCAAGUCCUCCUUCAAAUUUGUGAUUUUUGCAAAAUCAUGUAUCUUGUCUUCUCAGAGGAGAACUAUUGUACAAUAAUGUGAAGCCUUCUAUUUUAAAUAUUAUAUACUAAUGGUUAUUUACCCCAGCUAAUUUAUUCAACUUCAAUUUGAGAAAGUAAGUUCAGCUUUUUCUAAUGGAUUCUACAUCCUAUUCAGAAUGUCUGAAUGUAAAACCCAUGCUCAGAGUUGAUGAGUAGCAUUAAAAGCAGUUUUGUUUAACUAUGUAGGCAAUCUUGAUGGUUCUUGUGCACUUCCAAAUUACUAGCUUGUAGCAGUGAGGUUUUUUUAAUAUCCAAGUUUGUUUAUCUUAGCCACUAGGUCAGAACUUCUGAUGAUUUUAUUAUGACUUCUGAAAUAGCUGAUUGCUAUUUUUACGCUGAACUGUCCCUAUUUUAAGAGUUCAAAAUGGAAGCAGAAUCAUUAAGCCCUAACAGGUUGCCUUAAAUUACAUUCUGAUUUCACAUUUGGCUACAUUUUUUUUCUUUUAGAGCUAUUACAUAUUCAUUGUACUGAAUAGUACACUUUGAAAUUUUUGUGUCAUGAUACUGAAAUAAAGUGUAUAAAUGUCUAAGAAUCUAGUACUCUUCUAACUUUUCCCAUUAUAUGUCCAAAUCCCUGAUUUUUAAAAUGUAAAUGUAGGAUUGUGACAAGUUCUAUGAAGAGACUGUAAAAAAAGUAUUACAUUGUUUUAAUUGUAAUUUGUCAUUAUAAUUUGGCAUAUAAAAGAAAUGCACAAAAUUUGUUUUCCAGUAGUCUGUCCCAGUUAGAGAUACUAAGUUACAAUAUAAAAGGAAAAAGAACAGGUAGUAUUACAAAGAAUCAUAUUUAAAGACAGCCCAAUGUAUAUAGUCCAGUGGACUUUCAGGGUAUCUGAAGUAUAAUUCAGCUACAAUCAUAAAAUGUUAAACAAUUCAUAAUGCUAAAUAAAAAUAAUAGAGAAGUGCAAAAUGAUUUUUUACAUUCGACUUUAGUUAAAUGAAGGCACUCAGUAUUUUUGAAUAUUUAGUUUCUCACAUUUUACACAUAUCUAUUUAGAAUUAUUUUGUAAUUAAGUGACCCUUUACUCUUCAUUCAGCAGUGUGAUGGUCUCUUGUUGGAAAGCCUGUGAAAUAUAAGAUGCUACAGUUAAACUGGUUGGCCUCAGUGUAGUGAAUUUUUCUUCUGGAGUUUUACAAUAGUACAGUUACAACCAAGUUCUUUUUGAGAAAAAGCUUGAGCUGUUGCCCGAUCCUUAAGUGUGUGGCUGGAACUGUUACUCUUCUGUUAAACUUCAUUACUGCACAGGAGAAGUCUUCCACCAUGUUUCUGAUGUGUUGGAAGGUCUUGUCUUCUUAAAGGUGGACAGUCUUAUCUUUCAGAGAGUUGGAGCACCUAAGGCUGCUAGUGAGUUGAUCCUCCACUUGCACCUAUAAUUAAUUAAGAUGGCAGUCCACCAUCUCCCUCUCUUCCUUCUUUCCCCAUUCCUGGAUAUCUGGAGAACCACAGACUAGUAGAGCAAAGGUGAGAAUUCACAACAUUGUUACUUCCAAGGGGGGAGGGUGUGAGGGAUAAAAACAGUUAGUAGGCCAUGUAUUCAUUAGUAAAUCAAUUAGUAAAUAAAUGGUAUGUUAGUACUGCAAAGAGGAAGAAUUUAGACCCCAGGACAAACAAUGAGCAGGUUUUACUAUUCCCAAUAUUUAUUAACAAGAAUCUGAUUUCAAUUUCUAAGAAGUUUCUACUGAUCAGCUAUUUUUGUUAGCAUUAAUAUUUCUAUAUUGCAAACCAAAUUCUGCUUUUCCAAGAUUAUCUUUAACGAACAAGGUCACAGAGAAUGUUACUUUAUUAGUGAAGAAUAGUUUACUAUGAUUUGAUUUGGAGGAACCUGUGUAAUAAAUCCACUCACCAAUGUGUUAAGAGAUUCAAACAGCCCUUAUUCAAUAUUAAUAUAUUAAAUAGUAAAUAUAGAAAGCAGUGAUUGCACUGUAACCAUGUAGAAUGUGAAAUGUAAGUUGAACUCUUUACCUUAACAUUCGCUAUGACUUUGAGUUCCUUUGGGGUGGUGGUGAUCGAUUUCUUCAUAAAUACUUCUAAAACAAGCCAUCAUGGCAAAGAAGGUUACAUAAUCAGUUUCAAAGUACUAUUUUGGCUUUUAACUGCCAAAACCUUAAUUAAAAACUGGUGCCAUGGCCCUCCCUGGUGGUGCAGCAGGUUAAAGCAUAGCACUGAGAAUCUAAAGCUGCUUCCCCAUGAGUUCGA
Condylura cristata (star-nosed mole) is the source of this 3113-nucleotide messenger RNA. RefSeq names its product cytochrome c oxidase assembly protein COX11, mitochondrial. Gene Ontology annotation, molecular function: copper ion binding. Lineage: Eukaryota; Metazoa; Chordata; Mammalia; Eulipotyphla; Talpidae. Bases 5 to 829 code for a protein of 274 amino acids. The record is from RefSeq and is a predicted model, not a curated record. Gene Ontology annotation, cellular component: mitochondrial inner membrane. The transcript has 4 exons.